Messenger RNA from Lolium rigidum, 1401 nucleotides. RefSeq lists its product as uncharacterized. Bases 61 to 861 code for a protein of 266 amino acids. The record is from RefSeq and is a predicted model, not a curated record. The transcript has 10 exons. Lineage: Eukaryota; Viridiplantae; Streptophyta; Magnoliopsida; Poales; Poaceae.
GCAAAUACCCCACCAAACUCGUGCGUCCUCUUCCUACCGCAGUAAGCCCACACAGCAACCAUGGCGGCGUCAGGAACCCUCGUCGUGUACAGGGCGCUGUUCACCGCGCUGGGCCUGUCAAUGGUGGGCACCCUGGUGUACACCUGCAUCACCGACGGCUCGCCUUUUCGCGCGGAGCUGCUCACUCCGUGGAUGGUGACAACACUUGUUGAUUUUUAUGUAAAUGUGAUAGCGAUUUCGACUUGGGUUGUCUACAAGGAAGUAAACUGGAUUAGUUCUGUCUUCUGGGUAGUUCUGUUGUUUUGUUUCGGCAGUGCUACUACAUGUGCUUACAUAGUUACCAAGCUAUUUGAGAUAACCCCUUUAGGGCCUUCGCAAGAUCCACUUGAUCAUUUAUUGCUAAGGCAAGAUAGUUUACCAGAAAGGAAGUGUUCUUUUGUCACAGUUGGGAGAACUAUUUUUAGCAUUUUGGGCAUACUCAUGGCUGCGCUUGUCACAUAUACUGUCGUUACAGAUGGCCUGCCUUUUAGGAAGGAUUUGUUGACACCGUGGAUGGCUGCAACCUUAUUUGACUUCUAUAUAGAUGUCUUUGCAAUAUCGGUAUGGGUUGUUCACAAGGAGUCGACUUGGAUCUCAUCAGUCAUUUGGAUAUGCUUGUUGAUAUGCUUUGGAAGCAUCACAACAUGUGGCUACAUUGUGGUUCAACUUCUCCAAGUAUCAUACGAAGACCCAAUCUACCAUGUGCUGCUGAACUCUCAUAGCAAGCGAAUCAUAAAUCAUUCAACACAAUCGGUGCUAAAACCUAGUGAAGAUAUUCGAGUGCAGAAGCUACAUCAACAGUGGUAUCUAACCUUUGAAUAAGACUGGGCACCCCAUGGAUCCCACCUUGCUAGGAAUGAGGCAGAUAAAAAGAGUUGGGAUCUUUCCUGAGCAUACCACCCCUUUGACUGAAAGAUUAACAUCUAGGAAAAAAUUGAAAAAACUUCAAGGUAAUUGCUGUUGCAAGGCUGUGCCAUUCCAUUUAUCUGACCAGAACAGAACUGUGUCACCUGCACUAGUAGAGAUCCCAGAGACUUCCCUGUAAUUAUGAACCAAUUUCAUAAUAUCUCUCCAUGAAAAGUAGCCAGAGAGUUUUGAGGCAACUAUGAAUGAAAAAAAAUGGAGGUGUUUGAUGGGUAGAGCUUCAUUCAGUUUUUUUUUAAAUCUAAAAUGCCCACACCACCACUCCUUUUUGGUUUACAAAUCAUCUCCCAAGCAGACAAGGUUUGCUCUGGAUUGUUGCCUCUCUCCAUAAAAGGUGCCUGAUGACUCUGUUGAGUUACUUGGUAAUUCCAGGAGGGAAGAUUGUACUGAAGUGAUGUUGAGUUGCUUGAUAAUUCCAGGAGGGAUGAUUCUAUUGAA